AUGUACCUGAAUUGUUUCAGAGGGACGAGUCUUGACAUCAAUGUAAAUAAAUACAGAUUCCCUGACAUUUCGAUGUUUGAAUAUUAAUAUUUUGCUCAAACAUUUUAUUGUUUUCGAUCUCGAUGUGGACUAAAUUGUAUUGUUUAACAGUGAAAACUGCUUUUAGAGUUUAUGCGGUGUCUCUAAUAAUAUCAAGGUCUUUCCGGACCUCUCAGAACUGGUCAAAAUGGUGGAGACGGGUAGAAAAUCUGAUCUUCUGGAGUUAUUUUCUUCGCUCAGUUUCCAAGAUUCCAGUCCAAAAAAAUCUCAGCAGAACUACCACCCUCAGCCAUGGUGCGGCAAACAUGUUAAUGAGGAAGUUUCGAGUCCUAAAAAUGUUUAUAAUUAUGCCGCAAACGUUGUCAGUGAAAAAACACCAAUGUGUCAAAUUGCAGAACUUGCAAGACAUCACAAGGUAAGCAUAACGAUUUUAACUCCAAUUUCACCAGUUAAAACACGAGUAUGUAUUACUGGAUGAGAGUGGGCCCGCACACAAAAAGAAGUUUUCCGUGAAGUUGGUCCUAAAAGUUGGCGAAGAAUAUGAAGGAAGUGGUCCCUCAAUUAAGAAAGCCCAACAAUCGGCCGCUGAAAAUGCUCUAGAGAACUCGAAACUGGAAAAGCCUCCAAAAAGAAAUCACAAAAACAAGAAUGGUAGGAACGUUAUGUUAAACAAGGUUAUUAUUAAGAUAACAACCCUGUAUGGCUUUUAUUUAAUGUGGCCAAUCAAUUGGGCAUUGAUGUUAAAUUCGAUCACACCCAGGUAUAUCCGAAGAACACAGGUGGUGUGACUAACUAUGCUCCAAAUACGUUCAACAAACAACUGCCUUACUUCAAUGGCCCUCCAGGCAUGAACGGCUGGAAUUCGAUGAUGAAUCCACCUCCUAGCAACGUCGCUUAUCCUCCUGUUGGUGUCUAUCCUCGGAUGUUUUGGCGGUCACCAAUGUUCAUGCCUCCGUCUCAACCAAUGGUCAACAAUACAGUGAGGAAUUAUUUAAAUUAUUAUUUUUGUUUUAGGCCCCGCAGCGGAAUGGGAAAGCAAAGAACGAGGUCUACCAUAGAUGCAGUUUUAUUUUAUCUGAUGGAACAUUUCACAAGGGAGCCGGGAAAACUCUAGGAUUUGCAAAGACGGAAGCUGCAACUAAGGUAGAGAUUUUAAUGAAGCGAUUGUAAAUCAUUUUUAGGCAUUGUUCCACUUGAGACCUCUUUUAGCUGAGCAAGAGGCUAAACUGCGUAAAGAAGAUGGUGAUGGAAUUGACGAAGAACGACGUAAAACUGAUUCCUCAAGUGGUGAAAGCGACAAUGAACUUAACAACAACAACGAUAACAAGGAGAAUAACUUGGUCUUACGGAAGAAGAAAAAGAAGAAAUCUGUGGUUUCUGAAAUCCAUGAAGCUGCGUUUCGACUGAAAAUGAAUGUGGAACUGGAGUUGUUGACACAAGCUGGUGAACCGCACAGUAGAACCUAUACCAUGCGAUGUAGAUUGACAUCUCCAAAGAACAGCCAAGUGCUUGAAGCGGAAGGCAUUGGUACUAGUAAGAAGAGCGCUAAGCAAAACGCCUGCAAGAAUUUGUUGGAGAAGAUUGCUACAUUGGAGAACGAUCCGGUUUAUCUAGCUUCUUUAAUUGUGAAAUCAGCAGUUAACAAAAAAGGAGUGAACAAAGAGUCAAAGAGAAAAACAAUCGUCAAAGAUAUGAAGAUGGAUCCCCAAUACGGUCAUCACAUUAAUCCCAUCAGUCGUCUAAUCCAAGUGACUCAAGCCAGGAAAGAACAGGAUCCCGUCUUCAAAUUGAUAGGUGAACAUGGCCAAAAUAGGUACCGCGAGUUUGUUGUGGAAGUCAAGUGCAUGGAUCAAGUCCAAACCGGGAUGGGGCAGAAUAAAAAGCUGGCAAAGAGAGCAGCCGCUGAAGCCAUGCUUUCAGCCAUUGGCUACGUUAAGCCGAUGCCUCAACCAGGGAAGAGUUUGUUGAAGAAAAAGAGUUGUGGUAAGUUGGCAAACCAUGAUAACCUUUGUCUUUCAGAUGAUAUAAAACCAGUUAUGAACGAAAUUGGUGUCUUCGAUGCCUCCGAAUUGGGAAACCAAUCACCGGUUGAUAUUGCGGGAAAGGAAAAGCUCGCUUCUCCUGUCAUGGAAACAUUUGAAGAUGUCGAGACAUCUCUUACCAAGGGACCUCCGACAGAUGUUGGAGAUGAUUUCCCUGUCAUCCACCGGGUCCGAGCGGAUAGUGAGAAAUUGUAAGUUCGUCUACUGUCUACAAAUAUUUUUUUUUAAAAUUCAGGCCAUCUGAGAUGGCUCCGAUUCCAUCCGAGAGACGCCGAGUUACGUUCAGCACCAAGGUGGCGGAAUGCCCGCCUCCAGAAGACAGUAAUUAUCCAGCGUCGAGUGUCACAUUACUCAAGUCUGAGGUCGUUGUGGCUCCGAAAUUGAAGAAAAGGGGCCGUGAUUCGAAGAAAGCCUUAAGCAGCGCAGAGAAGGCCUCCGUGGCUGCCAUCUGCCGGCUAUUUCUCAGCUACCCUCAGGCUGAAAAUACUCGUUCUGGGUUUGUCCAAGCAGAUAAUCCCAUCUUUAAUAUCAGUGUUCCUGUGAAUAAGGACAAAUCUCAUCUUUUGGUUAAGUCCAGCUUUAUUGACAUCAAUUUGUUUGCGACUCCGUUGAGUCCUCUUCCCAUUGUCUCAUCUGAUACCAUCACUUUUCCGUCUCAACCUCCCGUCAUUCCCAUCUGCGAUAAUUAUGAAACGAAUGGUUUUGUGGUUAAGGAUGCCAAGUGGCUACUUGAAGUGUUGGCCAAGAUUUUCAAAUUUACUGUCUCGUAUUCUGAUUUCCCAAAGGCUACAGACUCGGAGAAUUUCUUUUCUAUUGUCACUGUAGGCUUGGAUAAACCGAUCCUUCUUCCUGGUACCGGACCCGACGAAGACGGCGCUCAUUUGGAUGCCGCUUAUCACGGCAUUGAGGCAUUAGGCCAACUUGAUAAGGGUAAUUGA
Molecule: messenger RNA, 3019 nt
Organism: Bursaphelenchus xylophilus (pine wood nematode)
Lineage: Eukaryota; Metazoa; Nematoda; Chromadorea; Rhabditida; Aphelenchoididae
Source: the annotation of a GenBank genome assembly